AUGAGCAAUUCCUAUGUAACACAGCAACAGAAGAACAAGAUUCAUAGCCAUUACAAAUUUUAUGUCAGAUAUGAGUCAAUUGAAGAGAAGCAUGCCAAAAUGUUGGCAAAGCUCAAAAGAGAAAGGACAAACAUGGAGAAGAGGACGAUGACGAUGAUGAGGAUGACAUUCAAUAAACAUCAACGUCAUCAACAGCAGCAGCAGUCGCUAACGCAGCAGCAGCAACAGCCACAGCAGCCUCAAUCUAGUAGAGACAAGCUGUCGCUGCUGAAGAGGCUUAACAUUCCACAGUCGCUGAGGAUCAUCAGCCAGAAUGAGGGUCACGUCAACAACAAUAACCAUUAUUAUAACAACAUAAACAACAACAAUAAUAUUAGCAACAACAAUAAUAAUAUUAUUAAAGCUUAUCUUCACAACAACAAAAGUAAUAAUUGUUAUUCAUCAAAAAAACAUUCACUGCAUCAAGCCUAUACAAGAAACAUAGACAACAGUAUUAUCGACAAUCAAGAUGACUUUUAUCAUAAGAAAAAAAUCUGUGCAGAUAUAUUAGAUAAUAAUUAUCAUAGUAAUAAAAGCAACAAUUAUAAUAAUCUUAAUAAUGAUAAUAAUUAUAAACUUAGCGGAAACUUAUUAAAAAGCAAGACGAACUUAAGCAGCGGUGGUCACGUCAGAUCAUCGGUAAACAAACUAUACAGUUCAACUACUCUCAACUACAACAACAGCAGCAACAACAGCAACAGCAGCAACAACAACAACAAUAAUGAUAAUAAUAAUAAUAAUAAUUUAUUUAAUAAUAAUAACUUGUACUUAAAAAAUAGUAAUUACAAAUUCAAUCACUCGCCGAAAGGCUCGAACGAUGAAGACUUCAAAUAUGAUGAUGACACUAAUUAUGGCUAUGAUGACGACAGACAUGCCGUGAGAGAUUUAAAUAACUAUGACGUCAUCAACAGAGCUAGUGAUGACGACGAUGACAACGAAGAUUGUCAGGAUGAUGACGAUGAUGAUGACAUCGGUGGUGGCCAUGAUUAUGAUAGCAGUAGCAAGUUGUGGCUACGUGACGUCACCAGGCAAUCAACAUUUCUGGGAACUGUCAGCAACCUACGGCAGGAUGUGACGUAUGCCGAGAAGCAACAAUUGUUGAAAACUCUGGAAAACAUGAAACGAAACAUCUCAACGACGUCAGCCACAGCAGCAACUGCAACAGCUACAAAUAACAUUUCCUUACAACGGCGGCUAAAAACGGAUAUGAAGAUAAACAGCGGAGUUCCAUUUCUAUGCAAGCCUGCAACGGUCAUCUUUAAGAGUUUCAACGUGGGUCUAUCUUACGUAAAGCGAGUGCGGCUAACGAACGUCACAUCGGCUCCUAACUCCUGCCACUUCAAGACUUUGCCAAUAAAAUCCACCCCGAGGUUCCCCCCACCGAAGCAACUACCCCCCGGCAUCUCCUGCUACCUCACCGUCUACUUCACCCCCAAUAUCUCAGUCAGUGAUACUGAUGUUGACUUUGGAGAGGAGAUAGCAGGUGAGAUAGUGAAGAAAGAAGUGAGCGUAUGCAACGAUGGCGAUUAUGAAGUGGACGUGGCGAUCGAAAGAUACGUCUUGCAAAGUAGGGGGACAACUGAGACUCGCAUUCACAUAUAA
Molecule: messenger RNA, 1641 nt
Organism: Helobdella robusta
Lineage: Eukaryota; Metazoa; Annelida; Clitellata; Rhynchobdellida; Glossiphoniidae
Exons: 8
Coding region: 1-1641 (546 amino acids)
Source: RefSeq, a predicted model, not a curated record